AUGGCCGAUAACGCUCCCCACCCGCCUCCGCGGGGAGGGGACCCGACCCCGGCCGCCGCUAAUGAGCGGCUGUGGCCGCGGCUAAUUAAAGAGGGGGCGGGGCCGCGGCUAACGAGCGCCCGGCAGCAGCCCCGUACCCGCAGCCCCGGCGCCCCGCAUCCUACCCCGCCCCACGGCGCCCCGCAUCCUGCCCCCCUGCACGGAAGCCUCCCCUCCAGAAGGCGGCAGCAGCCCCGUACCCGCAGCCCCGGCGCCCCGCAUCCUACCCCGCCCCCCGGCGCCCCGCAUCCUGCCCCCCUGCACGGAAGGCACAGUGUCACAUCCCCUCGGGACUCUGCCAGCACCCCCGGCUCCCUGGCACCCAAAAACCAGGGACCCUGCGCCUACGGGCCGCCUCCGCGGGGAGGGGACCCGACCCCGGCCGCCGCUAAUGAGCGGCUGUGGCCGCGGCUAAUUAAAGAGGGGGCGGGGCCGCGGCUAACGAGCGCCCGGCAGCAGCCCCGUACCCGCAGCCCCGGCGCCCCGCAUCCUACCCCGCCCCACGGCGCCCCGCAUCCUGCCCCCCUGCACGGAAGGCACAGUGUCACAUCCCCUCGGGACUCUGCCAGCACCCCCGGCUCCCUGGCACCCAAAAACCAGGGACCCUGCGCCUACGGGCCCCAUGGCACCCCUUCAACAACUCCCUCUCUCCAAAUCCUCCGCAGCCUCCCCUCCAGAAGACAGUGCUGCCCCACUCCACCAGUGGCCCCGAGUGGGGACCAGGGAAUGGGGCUGCUGCCAGGAGCAGGAAUGGUGGCGGGGUAA
This is a messenger RNA of Calidris pugnax (ruff), 804 nucleotides long. RefSeq names its product proline-rich protein 2-like. The transcript has 2 exons. The coding region runs from base 1 to 804 and encodes 267 amino acids. Lineage: Eukaryota; Metazoa; Chordata; Aves; Charadriiformes; Scolopacidae. The record is from RefSeq and is a predicted model, not a curated record.